Salvelinus sp. IW2-2015 is the source of this 793-nucleotide messenger RNA. Its product is annotated as cornifelin homolog A-like. Gene Ontology annotation, cellular component: cornified envelope. The record is from RefSeq and is a predicted model, not a curated record. Lineage: Eukaryota; Metazoa; Chordata; Actinopteri; Salmoniformes; Salmonidae.
GCUCCCACCCAGUCUCCCGCCAAUCAAUCAAUAACGUUAGUGUUUAGAUUUAAUUUUGGCAACCGUUCUAAUAACAAUUCACUGACACUGGCGUUGCCUAUCAACUUCGCUGGAUGAGGUUGUCAUAUGGAGUGAUUUCAAAUGGAGAAAAAAGAAGCCUGCAAAUCUGGAUAUGGAGUGUGUGAUAGAGCAGUAAUGAGUCAACCCAAUACUCCGGCAAAGUGGAACUCAAGGAUUCUGGACUGUUGCAUUGACAGGAGGGUCUGUUUGUGUGGUACCUUCUGUUCAAUGUGCCUAGCCUGUCAGAUGGCUGAGAGGUAUGGUGAAUGCUUCUGUCUCCCCCUGCUGCCAACAACUAUGAUGAUGAUGCGCACAUCAAUGAGAGAGAGAUACAACAUCCCGGGCAGCUUAAUUGAUGACUGGGCAGUGCACAUGUUCUGUGGACCCUGUGCUCUAUGUCAGAUGGCAAGAGAGAUGAAACACCAACUGGGUUGAGAUUGAAAGGCAAUCAAUCCAUUUGAGUUUUGGGGGUCUGUGCAUACCUAAUAAAAGAAGAAGAAAAACACUGAUGGCUUUAUAUUACAUACAGUAUCUGAUGAAUUCCAAUUGAAUAAGUCAUGCAUGGAAUUUACAAAAAGGCCUAAUAAACCUGCAUGUACGAUUAUACAACUUUUGUAUAUUGUGCACAACCAUAAUUAAUGUUUUUGUUUAUUUUCUUGCACAUGCAGCUGUCAAUUUGACUAUUGAUUAUUAUUUGUUGCUAAAACAAUGACAAAGUAAAGUACAAUUAAUA